AUGGUUUGUCUUCAACAAUCUCAACUUACAUCAUAUUCUUCAUUUGAUUUGGUAAAUUUUGUUGAUGGAUGUACUGCUUAUACACAAAAGGUAGAUAUUAAUGAAAUUUCUUUGGAAAAUGGAUUUAUUACUAUCAAGUGGAAGAAUCCUAACCCGUAUUUUAUUAAAAAUAUACAUAAACAUGAGUGGUAUUUAUUAUCUAGGGAUGCAAAGGAAUACAAAAAAAUGAUUGAGUUUGGUUAUGAAUGUAUGCUAUCUAUAGCUUUCAUUGAUCAUGAUGAUAAAUGGUUUGCUCAUGAAGUGUCUCACAUUUCGUAUUGUUAA
This is a messenger RNA of Strongyloides ratti, 324 nucleotides long. RefSeq lists its product as hypothetical. Lineage: Eukaryota; Metazoa; Nematoda; Chromadorea; Rhabditida; Strongyloididae. The transcript is spliced from 2 exons. The record is from RefSeq and is a predicted model, not a curated record. Bases 1 to 324 code for a protein of 107 amino acids.